CGGGAAGCGAGGCGUUGGCGCCAACUUCUGAGGGGGCGAUACCGAUUUCAGUCUUGCGCGCAGCGCUAACCGUCCGAAAAAGAAGCAGAAUUGACUCGCGUUCUCUGCAGCGCCUGCGCACAAAACGGAUACGCGAUGCGGAGCGUUAGCUUCUGAGGGGGCGCCGACUUUCCCGCCAAUUUCACCUUGUCUGAAACUGUGCUGUCGUUAGGGGAGUAGUGUCGAGGACGUUGUUAGGUUAGCACAAUGUAACCAAAAAAAGAAACAUUUUAAGUGAAUAGUGAACAACACUGACAUUUCAAAAUAAGCAAACACUGCUAACACGGCUGUUGAACGAUAAAAUGUAUCUGCGAUGGGGCAUGGUGCAGGCAUGAUCCACUGGCUGCUCCAAGACAACAAAAGGGUUUAGGCACCAAACCCAAACUGGGGAAACCACAAACAGAACACAAAAUUCAAAGAUGUGGAGCCAAUUGUGAAGAUUGAGGAGGUGGAUGGUUCAGAACUGGUGCUGAAGUUUGCAGAGGAGAUGGAAAGUAUGCUGGGAAGGAAAAUGAAAUCGGUCAAGGUCACCAUCCCCUGCAGUCCCCCUGGACGCAUUUCCUCCUCGCAGCCACCAGUGUCUCUGAUAGGAGGAAGUGUUGACAGGGCAGCUCUCCGCAUACCUUACCUCCCAUCUAACCUCCUUGAAACCUCCUUUUACACCAGAAUUGCAUGCCUGAAACCAUACCCUGGCAGAGAAUGCUGAGGAUGCAGACUUGUACCAUGAUUAUGACGCCUCUCUGAAGAUUGACUACUACAACUCGGUGUUGGUGAACACAAAGGAUGAGGAUGGGAAGUAUGUGGAGCUUGGUGGGGAGUUCAUCCUGGAGGAGAAUGAACACUUCAACAACCUCCCUGUCAACACCUCCCUCAGUAGCGUGCAAGUCCCUACCAACGUCUACAAUAAGGAUCCGGACAUUCUCAAUGGGGUUUACAUGUCAGAGGCACUGAAUGAGAUCUUCAUUAAUAACUUCAAAAAGGACCCCACCCUCACCUGGCAGUUCUUUGGCAGCUCCACAGGUUUCUUCAGAAUCUACCCAGGUAUCAAAUGGACCCCAGAUGCAAAUGGAGUCAUCGCUUUCGACUGCAGGAAUCGGAACUGGUACAUCCAAGCUGCGACAUCACCAAAGGACCUCGUGAUUGUCGUGGACAUCAGCGGCAGUAUGAAGGGUCUUCGUCUGACGAUUGCCAAACACACCAUCAACACCAUCCUAGACACUCUGGGGGAGAAUGAUUUCGUCAACAUCAUCGCCUACAGCGAUUACGUUCAUUAUGUGGAGCCCUGCUUCGAAGGCACGCUGGUGCAGGCCGAUCUGGACAAUCGUGAGCACUUCAAGAUGCUGGUGGAGGAACUACAUGCCAAGGGGGAGGGGAAGGUGAACAAGGCCAUGAAGGAGUCUUUCCGCAUCCUCAGCGAGGCGACAGCCAAUGGGCAGGGCAGCCUGUGCAACCAGGCCAUCAUGCUCAUCACUGAUGGAGCCAUGGAAGAUUUCCAGCAGGUGUUUGAGGACUACAACUGGCCAGAGAAAAGGGUCCGCGUCUUCACCUACCUCAUUGGCCGAGAGAUGACCUUUGCAGAUACUGUUAAGUGGAUUGCCUGCAACAACAAAGGUUAUUACACUCACAUCUCGACACUAGCCGACGUACAAGAAAAUGUCAUGGAGUAUCUGCAUGUUCUAAGCCGACCAAUGGUCAUUAACCACGACCAUGACAUCAUCUGGACUGAGGCCUACAUGGACAGUGUGCUCCCAAACACAGCAGAGCUAUUCAACACACAGGCCCAGAGCCUGCUGCUCAUGACCACCGUCGCCAUGCCUGUCUUCAGCAAGAAGAAUGAAACGCGUUCCCACGGCAUUCUCUUGGGCGUGGCCGGCUCUGAUGUGCCCCUGAGGGAGCUAAUGAAAUUGGCCCCAAGAUAUAAGCUUGGAGUGCAUGGCUACGCCUUCCUGAGCACCAACAACGGCUACAUUCUCUCGCACCCUGACCUUCGACCCUUGUAUAAGGAGGGAAAGAAGCUCAAGCCAAAACCUAACUACAACAGCGUGGAUCUGUCUGAGGUGGAGUGGGAGGACACAGAGGAAACGCUGAGGACAGCCAUGGUGAAAGGCCAAACCGGCUCUCUGUCCCUGGAUGUGAAAGCUGCUGUGGAGAAGGGGACAAGGGUCCUGUUCCUGACAAAUGACUAUUUCUACACAACCAUCAAUGAAACGCCAUUCAGCCUGGGCAUAGUCCUGACCCAAGGCCACGGGGAGUACAUCUUCCAGGGGAACGUGUCCAUAGAGGAAGGCCUCCAUGACCUGAUGCAACCAGAUGUCACCCUAGCUGAUGAAUGGACCUACUGUGAGACAGACAUAGACCCACAACACCGCAAGUACUCCCAGCUACAAGCCGUCAUCCGCUACCUGACCGGCAAGGAGCCUGAACUGGAAUGCGAUGAAGAACUGUUACAGGAAGUCCUUUUUGAUGCCGUGGUAACCGCACCUUUGGAAGCUUAUUGGACAGCACUACUACUCAACGAGUCUGGAAUGGAUGAAGGCUUAGAGACAGCAUUCCUGGGCACGCGAGCUGGACUCAUGCGCGUCACCAGAUACAUUAGCGCUGAGGACAGAGUUGCAAAGAAGUUCCUCACCACCUCAGAUAAGGAGAGUAUCUUCACCAUGGAUCACUUCCCCCUGUGGUACCGGCGAGCCGCAGAACAUCCCCCGGGCAGCUUCCUGUACUACAUUCCCAAGGAGGACACUCGAGAUGUUUUCAGGGACUAUGAGUAUGACUAUAGCACCUCCCCCAAGCUGGAGGACCUUGAGCAGGAGUACCAAGACGAUGAGAACGUGGUUGUCGCCAGCACCGCUGUGACCAUGACCGUCAACAAGAAGAUGGCCAUUGCUGCAGCAAUCGGGGUGCAGAUGACGCUGGACAUGUUGGAGAAGAAGUUCUGGGCGACAACCAGACAGUCCAACGAAACAGACUGCAGCACGGUGGAGGGCUUGUGCCCAAUCAGCUGUGACAGUCCUGAGCUGAGCUGCUACCUCCUGGACAGCAAUGGUUUCAUCCUGAUCUCCAAGGAGAAGAAAGAGUCCGGAAAGUUCUUCGGGGAGGUGGACGGAGCGGUGAUGUCUCAGCUGCUCCGAAUGGGCAUGUUCAAGAGGAUCUCUCUGUACGACUACCAGGCCAUGUGCAAGACCAGCCACCAUCACACCAGCGGUGCCCGCCCUCUCCUCAGCCCCUUCUACAGCUUUCUCUCGGCUCUGAAAUGGUUCCUCGCUAACUUCACGUUGUUUUUGCUGGAGUUCAAUAUUUGCGGUCUGUGGCACUCUGAUCACCUUGCAGAAGCCAAGGCUGUCUUCCAUACAUCCCACAAGCACAAGAAGGUGGAGGUGAUGCAGCCAUGCGACACGGAGUACCCCAGCUUCAUGUACACGCCGUCCGUCAAAGAGACCAACAGCUUCGUCCAGUGUGGCCGGUGUCACAAGAUGUUUGUGAUGCAGCAGAUUGCCAACAGCAACCUGCUCAUGCUGGUCAUCCAGGGCGAGUGCGACUGUGCCCGCAGGUUCCCACCUAUCACCUUGGAGCCCAAAGAGGUCAAAUAUAACACCUCGGUCAAGUGCGACAGGAUGAGGUCACAGAAGCUCCGCAGAAGGCCGGACUCCUGCCACGCCUUCCACCCUGAGGAGAACGCUGAAGACUGCGGCGGGGCCAGUGAGAUAUCCCUGUCUGUGGCCCUCUUCAUGACUACACUCAUUGCCUCGCUUGUCCUGCGGUGAUGGAGGGCCAAACCUGCUCACAGGGGCCAAGUUCAAGGGCCCCCGGGCUUGCGCCAUACCUCCCCAUUUGUUUUUAUUUAUCGAUUUUAUCUUAGUUCUUUUCUGAGAUGAGUAGGAUGUUAGAGACACCGCAGCACAGAAUACGUAUGUACAUUGCAAGCAAGUGACAAAGGGCUUGUUUUCUAAUCUAACGUGUAGCUUUUUUACCAUGAUGGUGAGAACGAUAUGCAUGGACCAUGGACAAAAACAUUGUUCGCUUGUACAGGCGCCAAGAUGGACGGCAAAAAUGAGUUCCACCAGUGCGUGUGUCUGCCACGGCACUGUGAAGAGACAGUGAUGCAGUCACACCUGUCCCCCAAUCAUGAGAUCCUGCUCUCUGCUGAGCACCGUCUAACUGUGCCAUCUAGGGGCCAUGCAGAGGAAGACAAGCAACCACAGAAGAGGGUUUUAAAAAUAUAAGAAAAAUUUACUGUUUUUCAUGAACCAGAAGGGAAACAAAACUGAAAAUCUGCCAGUAUAUUUAGCAUAUGCUUCAUGGGUUUGCUACACACUUCGUUUUGCGUUCAAUUUGUUCACACUGCCAUUGUUGCAUAUGUAUUACAACUGCACACGAUUGUUAACUGAUAAUACCAGUUCUAUAGUGACGAACGUAUGCAGCAGGGUUCCCCAGGAGAAGAAAAUGUGUGGUCCCCUCGCCUGGCAAAUUUCAUCAUCAGUUUUCCAGUGGCCCUUGGCUUAAUGUUGUUGAUGGAAUUUGGCCUUUGGGUGAACACUGAUAUAGAGCCUGAACUUCAUGUAAAAUUAUACAUCGAUUGGAGGGAACCCUGAUGAAAUGUCAGACACGGUGAUUUGCCUGGACGCUCACAGUGGCUUCUGGGUGACUCCUGAGCACCAGACUGACCUGAUGAGUUUCUAAUACCUGGGUUUGUUCACUCAUAGAAUGGUUUGAUAUUGUUUAUAUCAGAGUAACUACAACUCUCUCACAGUGUCUGAAGUACAUGUUACAUUAUCAAGGAAUGUAUCCAAAAAUUGGACAAAAAAACAAUGUAACUUUCCCUUAAAAAAGUAAAAGUUGUGUUAAUCUCUAUAAAUCAAAGUGGGUGUUGUAAACAAACUCCUUCACUAUUACAGAAAGAAAAAUAAAAUAGGAACAUACAAGGCACUUGGGACACUUCUGGGAAAUACAAGCACCAAAUUCAUCCUCUUUUCUCACAAUGGGCACAAUCCUUAUCAUUAACCCCACAUCAUAUAUCUAGGGUUGCAAUUGUAUGAGAUUAUCAAGGUAUUUUAUUGUCUUGGGAAAUAUCAUGGUUUCACAGUAUUUCACAAUUAUUAUCAGUUACAAUGACCUUAAAGUAAUGAAAACAGGAGGAUUAUGCUGGAUAAAGACUUUAUCAUACCUGAAACCUGAAACAGUUUUUUGGAAGUAUGCGUGUAAGUGUCCCUUUUGAAAAUAAAAUAAUUAAGAAAGCUGUAAA
Paramormyrops kingsleyae is the source of this 5278-nucleotide messenger RNA. Lineage: Eukaryota; Metazoa; Chordata; Actinopteri; Osteoglossiformes; Mormyridae. The record is from RefSeq and is a predicted model, not a curated record.